Molecule: messenger RNA, 1231 nt
Organism: Gossypium arboreum
Lineage: Eukaryota; Viridiplantae; Streptophyta; Magnoliopsida; Malvales; Malvaceae
Product: persulfide dioxygenase ETHE1 homolog, mitochondrial
Exons: 9
Coding region: 195-1112 (305 amino acids)
Biological process (GO): glutathione metabolic process; hydrogen sulfide metabolic process
Molecular function (GO): sulfur dioxygenase activity
Source: RefSeq, a predicted model, not a curated record
CAAACGGCCGAGAAAAUGACAAUACACUCACCAAACCAGCAAACCAAACGAAGGAUAACAUUAAAAAUGAACACUUAGAAAGAUAUCUUCUAGAUUUUGCUUAUUAAAGCUUUGAUUUGAUCGUUUCCUCGAUCUCAUUUAAUAUUUUUAAAAUUAAUCUCAAACCCAAACCACCCCAUUCAGCGGAAUUGACAAUGCUGCUUAACGUGGGUACUUUCAUAAGAUCAGCUACUCGAUUUUCUCCUUUCAUUAUAACCCAUUCUUCUCCUUCAUCUCCUUCUUCGUUUUGUUUCAGUUUCUCUCCAAAGCAAACCGUCUCUUUUACUCCACAAUCAUCGCAAAUGGCGUCUUUUACUACGUUAUCUCAAUCGCCUCCAAAGCUAUUGUUUCGUCAGUUGUUCGAGAAAGAAUCAUCUACUUAUACUUACCUUCUUGCUGAUUGUUCCCACCCUGAUAAACCAGCGCUUUUGAUUGACCCUGUAGACAGGACUGUUGAUAGAGAUUUAAAUUUGGUUAAAGAAUUGGGGCUGAAGCUUAUUUAUGCUAUGAACACUCAUGUACAUGCUGAUCAUGUUACUGGAACUGGCCUCAUCAAGGGCAAGGUGCCUGGUGUCAAAUCCGUUAUUUCAAAGGCCAGUGGUUCCAAGGCUGAUGUUUUUGUUGAAGCUGGUGACAAAAUCUCUUUUGGGGAUCUCUUUCUUGAGGUCCGUGCUACUCCUGGUCAUACAAUGGGUUGUGUUACCUAUGUCACGGGAGAUGGACCAGAUCAACCUCAGCCAAGGAUGGCUUUCACAGGAGAUGCUCUGUUGAUAAGGGGAUGUGGGAGGACAGAUUUUCAGGGUGGAAGUUCACAGCAACUCUACAAGUCAGUGCAUUCACAGAUUUUUACAUUACCGAAAGAGACAUUGCUAUAUCCAGCUCAUGACUACAAAGGAUUCUCAGUAACCACUGUGGGAGAGGAGAUGCUAUAUAAUCCACGCUUGACAAAGGAUGAGGAGACUUUCAAAAAUAUCAUGGAAAAUCUUAACUUGGCAUAUCCUAAGAUGAUUGAUGUUGCAGUGCCAGCAAAUAUGGUUUGUGGGUUGCAAGAUUUGGAACCUAAAGCCGAUUGAGGCUUUGCUGGACACCAUCCAUAAGUGUGCACAGAUUUUAGUUGUAUUAUAAUUCUGGAUCUUAAUAUCACUGGAUAUGCUAAAUAAAAUGGCUAGAGAAGCCACGUGAUUGCAAGGAA